AUGAACCGGGGAAGGAAGGCAGCCCCAAAGACUUCUCCAACAGAGCAACCUGAGGAAGUGUUCCAAGAGCUGGGGAAGAUGGAGCAGUACAGAAACUCACAGGACUCAAGAGUAUUCUCAGCAGGAGCGUCGCUUAAAGUCCUUCAACACCAGUUUGGUCUGUUGCAGCUGGAGGUGCAGGCUCGUACGACUCCAACUCCCAAUCCACUGCUGAUGGCUGGAGACCCCUUGGAAGGUCCUGAUGAUGAGGAAGCUGUCCCUAGCCGCCUGCUGUCUCAGUCUACUACCUGUCAGAAGGAUCGUUCAGAAAUUCGUGCUGCAGCUGUUUGCCGGUGGCCGAAGGAGGAUUGGGCCUUCCGUUUAAUUCCUCUCUUGACAGGUAAGGCCAGAGCGGCUUAUGUACAUAUGGAUGUGGAUGAUUCUCUUGACUAUGAGGAAGUUAAGUCCGUCAUCUUAAGAAAAUAUGACAUCAACCAGGAAACGUAUAGACAACAGUUUCGUUCUCUGGAUGUUGAACCCCUUGAGAGUCCCAAAGAAUUAUAUGUGCGGUUAAAGGAACUUUAUGGGAAGUGGAUCCAACCAAAAGCUAAGUCGGUUGAGGAAGUUGGUGAAAUUAUAAUUCUUGAGCAAUAUCUAAGAAUGCUUUCUCCUGAGCUCCAGGUUUGGCUGCGGGAACAUGAUCCUAAAACUGCCGCACAAGCUGCAACCCUGGCGGAUGUGUUCGUGGCUGCACGUAAGAGGAAUCAAUCAUGGGCUUGGAAAACCAGCAGAGAUGACCGCAGAUUAAACCUUCCCCAGCAAAGCCAGAGAAGUUUUUCCAGUGCCGGUAAGCCUGCUGGAGGAGAACCUGCAUUUGCAACCUCUCUCAAGAGUCACAAAAGAGUGCCAAUCUGCUAUUUGUGUGGUCAGGAAGGCCAUACUGAAACCAAUGUGUCCUAA
Messenger RNA from Xyrauchen texanus (razorback sucker), 939 nucleotides. Its product is annotated as zinc finger and SCAN domain-containing protein 12-like. NCBI's taxonomy places the organism in Eukaryota, Metazoa, Chordata, Actinopteri, Cypriniformes, Catostomidae. Bases 1 to 939 code for a protein of 312 amino acids. The transcript is spliced from 3 exons. The record is from RefSeq and is a predicted model, not a curated record.